Centropristis striata (black sea bass) is the source of this 989-nucleotide messenger RNA. It is a transcript of the gene dnase1, whose product is annotated as deoxyribonuclease I. The record is from RefSeq and is a predicted model, not a curated record. Gene Ontology annotation, cellular component: nucleus. Gene Ontology annotation, molecular function: DNA nuclease activity. The transcript has 9 exons. Bases 72 to 914 code for a protein of 280 amino acids. Gene Ontology annotation, biological process: DNA catabolic process. Lineage: Eukaryota; Metazoa; Chordata; Actinopteri; Perciformes; Serranidae.
CCCGGGAUUCACACAAGCAAACCUCUGUUCUCUACAGGCUCCUCCUUCACCUGCACACUCACUGAAGCAGGAUGCGUCUGCUGGGGGCUCUGGGGGUCCUGGUGGCUCUGCUGCAUGUGUCCUCCUCUCUGCUGCUGGGAGCCUUCAACAUCAAGUCGUUUGGGGACAAGAAAUCCUCCAACACCACUCUGAUGAACAUCAUCAGCACGAUUGUCCAACGCUAUGACAUCAUUCUGAUCCAGGAGGUCAGAGACAGCGACCUGUCAGCAACCAAGAGACUCAUGGAACACGUCAACAAAGGUUCUCCCAUGUUCAGGUACAGCCACAUCGUCAGUGAGCCUCUGGGUCGCAGCUCCUACAAAGAGAGAUACCUCUUCCUGUACAGGGAGCAGACUGUGUCUGUGGUUAAAAACUACACCUACGAUGACGGCUGUGAGUCCUGUGGAACCGACAUCUUCAACAGAGAACCCUUCGUCGUCAUGUUCUCCUCCAAACAGACUGCUGUGAAGAACUUUGUUCUGAUCCCUCAGCACACCUCUCCAGACUCCGCUGUGAAGGAAGUCAACGCUCUCUAUGACGUGGUGACUGAUGUCCGCUCCCGCUGGAACACCAACGACAUUAUGCUGCUCGGCGACUUCAACACAGGCUGUAGCUACGUGUCGGGCUCCGACUGGCAGCAGAUCCGCCUCUUCACGGACAAAAGUUUCCACUGGUUGAUCACCGAUGAGGCCGACACCACAGUGUCACACACUAACUGUCCUUAUGACAGGAUUGUGGUGACCUCUGACAUGAAGAAGGGCGUGGCGCCUGAAAGUGCUCAGGUCUACAACUACAUGGUGGACUUGCACCUCAGUCACAGUCUGGCGUUGGCUGUCAGUGACCAUUUCCCUGUGGAGGUGAAGCUGCUUGGCUAACAACCGCUCCACAGGCCUCCAGACUGAAUCUGAAUUGUAAUUACUCAAUGCAUCAGUGCAGCAUAAAAUUUUCAA